GAUCACCUUCACUUUAAAAUGUAAUGGCUGUCAAGCCUCAGAAGGAAACACAGAUCAGAGAUCAGAGCAGCAGACUUUCUUUACAAGCAGGCUUAAUCUGCCCUGACUCUAUCAUUUGGGUUCUCUACCAUUAGCACCCCCAGCCUUUUCGCCCCUCAUCCAGCUCCAGUCUUCUCACCGAAGAUGAAGAGUGUGUUGCUGUUACUGCUGGCUUUCUGCACUUCAAGACUGCAGGGAGAACGAAUAGAAACAAUUAAGCAAUGUGAAUCCCAUUGCUCAAAGGGACUCCAUUGCAAAGCGAAGCCUUAUUUAACAUUUGAGCAAUGCAAAAAACGUCCAGACAGCCUGACUGGAGACGUGUUUAGGAACACAAGCAUCUCCACAGUGAUGAGGUGUGAAGGUGUUCGGCGGUGUUCACUUCACCUCCGAGUCAACACUCAUCUACAGCUAAAGAAACAUAUUCAUGGCAUCUACAUGUGUACAGUCAGUGCAGAGAUGAUGGAACACUGCAGGAUUGUGACCUUUUCACGCGUGCAUAAAGAAAAAGUGGUGAACCAUCAGGUGAAUAUUCAGGACGAUUUUCUGGAGGUAGGAAUAGGGCAGGAGAUUUACGUAACCCUUCAAACUUGGCCGAAAUUCUGUGAUGUGGCUUAUUCCAGAGCAUACCAAGUUCCAGAUUGCAGCAACAAAGACCUACAAGGAAACAUCCCAGAAUGCACAACUGGCAGGAUUGACUAUGAGGUGGACGCAGAGAAGAAGGAAAUCCAUAUAAGUGUCUCAGACAUGCUGGAGGACAGGGACUACAACGUUAGACUCUGCCACAAAGAUUACAUCUGCACUGGCACUGGAGCUCACAAAUUGUUAAAAAAGGAGAAUCCAGUAAAAAAUGCCACUUUGAAGUACUCUAAACCAUUGCCCUGCUUGUGCAUUGAGGGCUGGUCUGUCAUGACUGAUGCUUCUCGAGUUCAAGUCUGUCCUUUUAAAAAACGUAUUGAAGAACUCUGGUCUGGAAUAAACUUUGACCCUGUGGAAGAGACUCUGUCAUGGGAAGCGUCAUGCCAAGUUAAUGCUGUCAUUUCUCUGUGUGAGCUACAGGACCAAGGCAUGUGCCAAGACCUUGCCAAUUCUUCUCAGAGAUAUGUCAAAGGCAUGGUGACAUAUUCAUCAGUGGAUCCACAUCCCCGGCUCUGCAUGAAGUUCACCACAGAGACCAGAGCAUGGAUAAAGUGCCCGUUUUCCGAUGGGAAUUUCUCAGCCUGGGGCCUUGAAGUUUCUGCCGAAGAGGACCAAACACAGCUGCUUGUGACAUCCCGGAUCAAAGCAAGCCUCUCUUUCAGUGUAUGUUCCAAGACUGGGGCCUCUGGGUGUGAGGACAUACAAAGCCUCUUAGUUGAUGUGGAUAAAUUUGAUCAGGUACAGCCAAAUCUAGCUAUGGAUGUUUGUAAACCAGGACUCUGCAUCAAGGCAAAGCGUGCUGAUGUAAAAUAUGGCAUCACCAGUCUCUACUGCCAUCCCUCUUGUCCACAUUCGUUAUCCAAGCCCACAGACAGUUACAGUCAACAGCAGCUCAUGUACUUCGUUGUGCCAGCGAUGACACUAACUACUGCUGUAGCUGUCGCUGGUGCUGUGAUGACCAUUGCGAUGAUUGGUUAUCACAUCAAAAGGACAAUAAAGGCUCGGGGCAUGGUCCGCUUACCAGGACCACAUUCAGCCUUAUUCUCUUCAUUGCCCAAGGAGAUGAACUCAAAAACUGAACUGAUAUCUACAGCAGCACUUGAUGACGGAAACAGCUUAGAAAGAUCUCAGUUACAAGAAUCAGACAGGUCCAAUCUACUCAAUGACUUCACAAAUCACCUAGAAAUAUAACUUUGAUGGAAUGUGUGGAUUUCAUUUGGAUUUGCAUUUCAUGAGCCUGUAUUAGGGUAAAAAUGGAGAAAAACAGAAAGGUUAUUCAAGAAAAUUAUUACGGAGGUUAAGUUGUAUGCUUGUUAUUAUUUUUUUGUUUAUUUUAAUGUAGACUGUUAUUCUAAAUGACGAUUUUGCACUUUAUUUCUUUUUUGCCAUAUAAUUUAAUAAGUGAAAUUAUGCAAUGAUACAGAACACUUACACAGUUCAUAUGAAUAAUCUCCUAUAAAAUAAACAGAAAUUAGAGCAAUAAAAUAUUAUCCACCUUAAAAAAGUAAAAAGUUAAAAGCCUUUUGUAUAUAUUUGUACUUUUGUGUUACAAUGUGCAAAACAUUUAUUUAUGCAAUGUGUGAAUUUUCUUCUUUUUUAUUUACAUCUUUUUUGUAAAUUUCACUGUUAUCUUGACAUACAGUAGUUGUGCUAUAGGUCAUGUUAAAAUUUUUCAACACUGCCAUUUUGUAUCCAGAAGUUCUCAAUAAAGUUAUUCACAUGUUCACUGCCAAAAUGA
Clarias gariepinus (North African catfish) is the source of this 2413-nucleotide messenger RNA. It is a transcript of the gene il17rel, whose product is annotated as interleukin 17 receptor E-like. The record is from RefSeq and is a predicted model, not a curated record. The transcript has 18 exons. Bases 184 to 1866 code for a protein of 560 amino acids. Gene Ontology annotation, molecular function: interleukin-17 receptor activity. Lineage: Eukaryota; Metazoa; Chordata; Actinopteri; Siluriformes; Clariidae.